Molecule: messenger RNA, 2862 nt
Organism: Macadamia integrifolia
Lineage: Eukaryota; Viridiplantae; Streptophyta; Magnoliopsida; Proteales; Proteaceae
Product: AP2-like ethylene-responsive transcription factor BBM2
Exons: 9
Coding region: 218-2461 (747 amino acids)
Biological process (GO): regulation of DNA-templated transcription
Molecular function (GO): DNA binding; DNA-binding transcription factor activity
Source: RefSeq, a predicted model, not a curated record
CCGAUGUUCUCUGUAACUUUCAUAUCGGUGCACACGACGACCCACCACCUCAUUCAACUCCCUGCUCUUCAUUUACACUAAUGGAUUCUCUCUCUAUCUACUUCAUGCAGGAAUUGAUUUCUUCACUCUCCCUUGACUAGCACACACUCCCAUAAACAACUUCUCUAGCUCUUGCGACCCUUCAAGGAAAUCAUCCCAACUAAGAAGGAAGAAAGACAUGGCUUCUAUGAACAACUGGUUAGCUUUCUCUCUUUCACCUCAAGAGCUUCCAUCACAGUCCCAAAACCAUGCCCAACCUACCAUCUCUCGCCUCGGUUUCAACUCCGAAGACGUCCCCAGCGACGACUGCUUCGAUCUUGGUUCUGACUCAACAGCUCCUUCACUUAACAUCCCUAACUUAAGACCAGACGGCCCUUUUGGUAUCUUAGAAGCUUUCAACAGAACCAAUCAACAAGAGUCUCAAGACUGGAACUUCAAGACACGCUCAGAGCUUUCCAUGUACAUGAGAGGGUCGACCAGUGACCACAAACUUGAUCAAGAGGAACCCAAGUUGGAAGACUUCCUUGGUGGUCACUCGUUCACCGACCAUGAGCAGAAACUUGCUGGGUGCAAUUCCAUAACCACCUCAGCCUACGAUACCACCAAUGGAGACUACAUGUUCUCCAACUGCUCUUUACAGCUUCCAUCGGCGGCACCGAACAGUGGCAGUAGUGGUGGUGGUGGUGGUGGUGGCGGCGGCAUUAAUGUGACUGCAAAUGAAUCCAGCAGUAACAAUAACUACAGCAACAACUCUAUUGGGUUAUCAAUGAUAAAGACGUGGCUGAGGAACAAGCCGGCACCGGCCCAGGCACCGCCAGAGAACAAGAACGAUGGAAGCAGUAGCUGUGGUGGGUCAGCUGCUACCGCGGUCAAUAAUGGAACCCUAACGAGUUCUCAGACUCUUUCGUUAUCUAUGAGUACUGGGUCGCAGUCAAGUUCAGCUUUGCCGCUCCUACCAGCAGCAGACCACGGUGGGAACGUUGGUAGUGGUGGUGGUGGUAGCGGUAGCGGCGUUGACUGUUCUUCAUCAGAGAAUAAAGAUAAGACAACAACAACUGGUCUUGAUAGCCAGACUGGGGCAAUAGAGGCGGUGCCAAGGAAGUCCAUUGAUACAUUUGGGCAAAGGACCUCUAUCUAUAGGGGGGUAACAAGGCACAGAUGGACUGGUAGAUAUGAAGCUCAUCUGUGGGACAAUAGUUGCAGAAGGGAGGGACAGACCCGUAAGGGAAGGCAAGUCUAUUUGGGUGGUUAUGACAAAGAAGAAAAAGCAGCUAAAGCUUAUGAUUUAGCGGCAUUGAAGUACUGGGGUACAACAACCACAACAAACUUCCCUAUUAGCAAUUACGAGAAAGAGCUCGAAGAGAUGAAGCACAUGACCAGGCAGGAGUAUGUUGCAUCCCUUAGAAGGAAAAGUAGUGGGUUUUCUAGGGGUGCAUCAAUCUAUCGUGGAGUGACAAGACACCAUCAACAUGGAAGAUGGCAAGCGAGGAUUGGAAGGGUAGCAGGGAACAAAGAUCUGUACUUGGGAACAUUCAGCACCCAAGAAGAAGCAGCUGAGGCCUAUGAUAUUGCAGCCAUAAAAUUUCGAGGUCUUAAUGCGGUAACCAACUUUGACAUGAGCAGAUAUGAUGUAAAUAGCAUACUUGAGAGCAGUACUCUGCCUAUUGGGGGAGCUGCAAAGCGUUUGAAAGAAGCUGAACAGACUGAAACAAGUGUAGAUGGUCGGAUGAGUACUGAUGAUGACAACAUGAGUUCUCAUCUGACUGAUGGGAUAAACAAUUAUCAUGGAUGGCCUACCAUUGCAUUCCCACAGGCUCAACCUUUGACCAUGUACUCCUCUUAUGGUUCCCAUCAAAGAGGUUGGUGUAAGCAAGAACAAGAUCCAGUACUCAAUGCACACAGUUACAAUGAUCUGCAUCAUCAUCUGCAAUUGGGCAAUACCCAUAACUUCUUCCAACCUUCUGUGAUGCACAAUCUCAUGAGCUUGGAUUCGGCAUCUUUGGAACAUAGUUCAGGUUCUAAUUCUGUUUUUUACAGUGGAGGAAGUGGUGGCAGUGGAAGUGGUGGGAGCAAUGGCAGUUUUCAAGGUGUUGUGAGUGGAAACAAUAGUGGUUAUGUAAUGCCUAUAGGUACUGUGAUAGCUGAUCAAAGCAACCAUAAUCAGGUGAGUAGUUUUGUGGAUCAUGAUGCUAAGCAAUUCGGAUACGAAAAUGUGUUAGUGUCUGCAGAUCCAUUUCAAGGUCGGAAUCUGUAUUAUCUCUCACAGCAACAGCAACAGCAACAAUCAGCAGCAAUGGUGAAGCCUAAUAAUGGGUAUGAUCAAGGCUCCAGUUGCAAUAACUGGGUACCUACUGCAGUACAGGCUCUUACACCUAGGUCAAGCAAUCUCGCCGUUUGUCCAAGUUUUCUCAGUAUGGAAUGAAACUUGAAGAGUUACUGAAAAAAUGAGGUGAAGGAUAGAAAGAUAUGGAAGACUGGAAGGAGUAGAAGGCAGGGACAAGUGAAAGAGAAGAAUGUAUAGAGCUUAACUCCUGAUUUUGAUUUGUUUAACCUCUUCCUUUUACCUUAAUUCUUUUUCCUCUCAGGGAACUAAAGAAGAAAGAGAUGGGCCUUUUUUUUUUUUUGGUGGAAGAUAUUAACUGAAGUAUACUAUUACUUUAGGAUUUAACUGGAGUUAACAGUAAUAGCAUGUGACAGGUCUCAUUCUCACUUGCUAUGAGUUUUGAAGACUUCAGACGAAUGGAUCCUCGGAAAAAUUUAUCACUCUAGUCUUUGUAAAUUCAAUAAUAGAAUUUUGAUAUAGAGAAUGGGAAUAUUGCUCCA